This is a messenger RNA of Cladophialophora immunda, 1526 nucleotides long. RefSeq lists its product as uncharacterized. NCBI's taxonomy places the organism in Eukaryota, Fungi, Ascomycota, Eurotiomycetes, Chaetothyriales, Herpotrichiellaceae. The record is from RefSeq and is a predicted model, not a curated record. The coding region runs from base 238 to 945 and encodes 235 amino acids. The transcript has a single exon.
CCUCGAUCUCUUCACGCGUGAUAGAUGAAUGCCGACACGUAUCUAGGACCACAGGACUCGGCCAUGGUAGAACACUACUCCCGGAGAACUCAAUUAUGAAUCGACGAGGUCUAAGAUAAAAUUUCUCUAUUUCCAACUGCUAAUCUUUUCUGGUCGCGUGCCGCCGGUACCCAUACUUCCGAGGUUGAUUUCCGCAUCUCAGUAUUCUCGCUUUGUCAGUAUAGUUCGACAUCCAACAUGGCCAAGGAAAAGUACGUCGAUCCAGCCACCUAUCCUAGCCUUUCCGACCACGAAAUAUCCACCGUCCGGAAAAUAUACUCCUUCGCCGAGACGUACUUCCAAGACCCGCGCUUUGACGCCUCCCAUGACUUCAAGCACGUGCGGCGAGUCCUGGGCAAUGCUCUAACAAUCCUGGAGAAGGAAGAAGAGGAACGGAAACAGAAGGCCUUGCCCGCUUUAAAUCCCUUGAGUGUGAUUUUGGGCGCGUUGCUUCAUGAUGUCGAGGACAAGAAGUAUGUCGAUGUGAGGACGGACCAGCAAAAGAUGAGUUUGCAAAAGGCGGUGAUUGAGGCUGGUAUGCCACACAGCUACGCUGAGCAUAUUCAACUGUUGGUCGAGGGUGUAUCGUAUUCAUCGGAGGUGAAGAAUCCUCAACACGUCAAGAACUUGAUCGACGUCAUACCGGAGCUGGCUAUCGUACAAGACGCUGAUCGUCUUGAUGCCAUCGGGGCCAUUGGAAUUGCUCGGUGUUUCACCUUUGGUGGAGCGAAGGGUGCUAGGAGUCUUCAGGAAUCGAUACAGCACUUCGAGGACAAGUUGCUCAAGCUGGAGGGGAUGAUGAAGACUGAGACUGGAAAGGCGAUGGCUAAGGAGAGAUCGGACAGGAUCCGGGAGUUCAUGGAGUGGUGGAAGGAUGAGGCUGGUGCGACCGGUACCUCAAGUUGAACAACCACUCAUUUCCGGCUUUGAUCUUGGAGAUUGGGCUCCCCAUAGACACGGCUUCAAGAAUGCCUAUGACUCCCGAGAGGUUUGCCAACUGCAUGCUCUCACGUUUCUUCGGCAUCCCCGGGCUCGCCAAGAUCUUCACCUGCUUGCGCCAGCGGAUCUUCUUUCUCGUGGGUGACGGAAUGUGGUGUUGGUCCAGCAGACGUGAUCUUGGGCGGCGGGGCAAGCGGUGUACCUUUUCUUGAAGGUACAUGAUCUUGCUCGGCACUCUUCUUUGCUCCUUCAGCGAAUAUAUCAUCGAAGCCACUGCCCAAAGCGGCUCCGCCAUGAUGUCUGCCUUUGCGUGAUUUAGAAGGUGCGGAUGGAUUGGGCGGCGGAGCACUGGGGUUCAUCAUUGGCGGUGGAGGGAUGUUUGGGUUAACCAUCGGUGGUGAAGGUAGAUCCUGAGCUGGGGCAGGUUGGAAGGUGUUGGUGAAGCCCUCCUGCUGUCCAUUCUCCCAGCUCUUCCCAUCAGCAUCAAAUAGAUUUUCUCCGGGUGCCUGCACCUCUUCUCCCAAUCCCACAGGCAGGCGAUGUAGGGC